Molecule: messenger RNA, 972 nt
Organism: Thamnophis elegans (Western terrestrial garter snake)
Lineage: Eukaryota; Metazoa; Chordata; Lepidosauria; Squamata; Natricidae
Gene: MYLK2
Product: myosin light chain kinase 2
Exons: 8
Biological process (GO): intracellular signal transduction; protein phosphorylation; positive regulation of apoptotic process
Cellular component (GO): nucleus; cytoplasm
Molecular function (GO): ATP binding; protein serine/threonine kinase activity
Source: RefSeq, a predicted model, not a curated record
AGAUUCGGCUCAAGGGUUUUCCCCUCCCUCUCCCUCUCCACCUCCCCCUCCCUCUCCAGGGGGAAGUUUGGGGAAGUCCGGAUUUGUACGGUGAAGGACUCAGACCUCAAGUUGGCCGUGAAGAUCAUCAAGAAGCAGGGCCCCAAAGACACGGAAAAUGCCCAGGCGGAGAUCGACGUGAUGAACCAGCUCAACCACCGGAACCUCAUCCAACUCUACGACGCCAUCGAGACGCCCCGAGAGAUCAUGCUCUUCAUGGAGUUCGUGGAAGGGGGAGAGCUCUUCGAACGGAUCAUCGACGAGGAUUACCAACUGACCGAAGUGGAUUGCAUGGUGUUCGUGCGGCAAAUCUGCGAAGGGAUCCUCUUCAUGCAUCAGAUGAGGGUGCUGCACCUGGACCUCAAGCCCGAGAACAUCCUGUGUGUGACGGCCACUGGGCACAUGGUGAAGAUCAUUGACUUUGGAUUUGCCCGCAGGUUCAACCCCCGAGAAAAAUUAAAAGUUAAUUUUGGCACCCCGGAAUUCCUGCCGCCAGAGGUGGUUAGCUACGAGCCGGUCUCCUACAGCAGCGAUAUGUGGAGUAUGGGGGUGAUCGCAUAUAUGCUGCUGAGUGGUUUUUCCCCUUUCCUGGGGGACAAUGACACGGAAACCCUCAACAACGUUCUCCUGGCGGAGUGGUAUUUCGACGAGGAGGCCUUUGAGGGCAUCUCGGAUGAAGCCAAAGACUUUGUCUCCAACCUGAUCAUCAAGCAAAAAGGCGGGAGGAUGAGCGCGGCCCAGUGCCUCCAGCACCCCUGGCUCAACAACCUGGCCGAGAAAGCGAAGCGAGUCAACCGGCGCCUCAAGUCUCAGGUUCUGCUCCGGAGAUACGUCAUGCGACGCCGCUGGAAGAAAAACUUCAUCGGCGUUUGUGCUGCCAACCGAUUCAAGAAAAUCACCAGCUCCGGAUCCCUGACCGCGCUCGGGGUUUGA